AUGUCCACCCAACGCAAGAAACCACGCAAGUACACCUGUACCUGCCAGAGGUUCUGCCGCGCUCGACUGCCUGAAGGAAAAGUAGUUUCAAAGAGUCUAUAUUACUUACAUGCGAAGCAGAGAGAACUGGAAAAUGGGCUCACUAUAGAAGAGUUGCAGAAUGUCGAAGGUAGAAUCAGAAGGAAAAGGCAGAGAACUUCGUAUACUCACCCUCAAUCCACUCGGAAAGCGAUAGAAGAAGACCCGAACCAAGGCUAUCUCGAUGCCGACUGCCAUACCAUUGACACUAUCUUGCACAACUCUGCGAGCUCCAAUGACGAAUUUUUCGGAGCGGGAGCAGAUGCUGGGUACAACGAACUAAUCAACUUGGGCCUCGACAACGAUGCUGGGAAUUCGAGCGACUACGAGGACAAUAGUAACAACCUUGACGACGAUUUGGACAGCAUCGAGAACCCCUACGGCGAAGCUGCUUCAGCUCGACCAGAUGUAGCACCGACCAACAUUUUCGUCGAAUCUAACGUUGACGGCAUUCAAGAAAUGAUCAACUUUGUACAUGGCUACGACUUCGAGGAGGAGAGGAAGCAAUGGACUGAAGAACAAUGGCAUCAGUUCCUCAACCCACCUCGAGCGAUACUGGAUCUUUCUGACUCCCAGCUGCGCAUCUCCCUCCACUUCUACCUUAUUCUAUCUCACACAUCAGAAGAGACAUACACCCGGCUACGACAAGUAUACAACCAGGAACACCCGGAUAGGCCGCUUUUGUCGUAUGAUCAAACCCGUCGCCGUCUUCACGCUAUUACAGGCGUCUUCCCUCUCUGCGUGGACAAGUGCAAGAACAAUUGCUUGGCAUUCUAUGGACCCUACACCAAGCUUUUGAGAUGCCCACACUGCGACGAGGAGCGGUUUGAUCAUAACAAGAAGCCGAGGUCCACCUUCACCACCAUACCUAUUGGACCCCAGCUACAGGCCCUAUGGCGGCAUCCCGAAUCAGCGGAGGCGCUCCACUCACGUUCGCACCGCACGACUCAAGUACUCAAAGAACGCUAUAGCCAUGAAGGCGUCAAGAGCUAUAGUGAUAUCAUUCACGGGUCUGACUACUUGGAUACAGUGGAAAACGGGACAAUUAACGAGGACACGAUGGUGCUGCUGUACUCAGAGGAUGCUGCACAGCUCUACCGGGACAAGCAGUCAAGUACGCUUUUCGGAAUCGCGAUACUCGGGGAUCUAGACCCAGAUGUUCGACAUCUCGAACACUCCGUCAUGCCGCUCUUUGUAGUGGGAGGACCAAAUGCAGCUACCCACGAUUCCUUCAAACUCCCUACUCUGGCACAUCUGGCUGCUUGUCAACGACAUGGAAUACCUGUCUGGGAUGGACUACUCAACAAGUCCUCAAGGAAGUUCCCCUUUCUCCUGUUCGCUCUCGCAGAUACAGUUGCCAUGGCCCACAUGAGCAAAUCCGUUGGUCACCAUGGGUGUAGUGGUUGUUGGCUGCUAUGUGAAAUGCCCGGACGCCAUAAACCUAGGGUAGGAACUUACUAUCCGGCUCUUUUACGACCAGAUGGCAACAAUCUACCCCCUUCAUCAGCUCAUCCUGACAUUGAUGUUGAUUUGGUCACUACUCCCACUCUCGAGAGCUAUCGCGCACGUCUAUCACUUGUUGUGAAUUCUACGACUUUGGCCCAGUACAAGAGACAACGAAAGAAAACAGGAAUAAGGGGACCGUCUCUGUUUAGUGCGCUUCCGCAAUCACUCCCAUGCCCGAAACUAUUCCCGGCAGACCUCAUGCACCUGGUCUACAACAUUGGUCAGCUUAUGCUUCAGCUAUUCCGAGGAACCAUCGAACAUGACGGCGCUGAUGACCUGGCACUCGCCGACUUCACGAUUCUAUACGACCCUGAUGAUUUUGCUGCCUUCGGAACUGCUGUCGCCUGUGCAAGACUGUUCAUCCCGACCGAUGUCGAAAAGCGAGCACCUCGUAACCCUGCUGAGAAAAUAAACAGUGGAUACAAAGCCUCGGAGUAUCAUACAUUGAUUUUUGGUCUCUGUCCUGGCUUGUUGUAUGGGAGGCUUCCUGAUUACCUGUACACACACUUCUGCCAACUGGUUCUCGUUAUCCGACUCGUGCACCGGCGAUACAAGACAUACAAAGAACUGCUUAAAGCCCAGCAAAACCUCAAAGAAUUUGUUGUGCUGUUCGAACACUAUUAUUACCAACGUAAACUCAACCGCCUUCACUUCGUUCGCCCAUGCAUUGCUCCACAUCAUUGA
Messenger RNA from Marasmius oreades (fairy-ring Marasmius), 2268 nucleotides. RefSeq lists its product as uncharacterized. The transcript is spliced from 2 exons. The record is from RefSeq and is a predicted model, not a curated record. NCBI's taxonomy places the organism in Eukaryota, Fungi, Basidiomycota, Agaricomycetes, Agaricales, Marasmiaceae. Bases 1 to 2268 code for a protein of 755 amino acids.